AGUCGAGAUAACUAUACAACAGCCCCUGAAGUGGGAUUCCCCGAAGCGCGCGCAGUCGCAUCAGUCGCCGCAGGGUCGCGGAUCCAGAAGGAGCGAAUAUAGUUACUCUUGAUUCCCCCCGUCACGCCGUGAUACCAUGACGAAGAUGAUGAGCCUUUUCCCGUGCGUGACUUUGGUGUUGACCUCGCUGGUCAUGUGCUCGGACUCGGCGUCGAUUCUCUUUGUGCUGCCCGUGAGCACCCGGAGCCACAAGAACGUGUUUGCCCCGCUGGCCCAGGCACUCGCAGCCAGGGGCCACGCCGUCACCAUGUUCAGCUCGCACUUGUCCAAGCACGGACUGGACGGGGUGCGGGAGUUCGCCGUGCCCGGGAUGAUGGACAGAAUGGAAGUGGGCUCGAAAAUCCUCUGGAGCCAGAUGGGACAGACGGGUGUCGUCAACAACCUCUUCACUCUGUUCUUCCUGGGCAAGCUGGGUUCCGAGGCUUGUGACAAGAUGCUGUCCAUGCCGGAAGUGCAAGCCGCUUUGCGCGGGCAAGUCAGGUACGACCUGGUCGUCCAAAGCGUGUUCUUCGAGGAGUCCUGCCUGGCCCUGGCCGGCAAGUCCGACACCCCGUUCAUCUACAUGAGCACGGCGGGCAACUGGGCCCACUUGGCCCACGCCAUGGGCCACGCCGAGCUCACGAGUGCGGAGCCCAGCAUCCUCCUCACCUUCACCGACCACAUGACGUUCUGGGAACGCGUCGUCAACACGGUGCAGUACCACGCCGGGAAUGCCGUGCACCACCUGCUGACCCUGCCCAUGCACGAACGGGUGCUGCACAAGCACUGGCCGGACGCACCCCCGGUCCGAGACCUGCACGCCAACGCGUCCAUGGCCUUCUUGAACACGGCCCCGGGCGUCGACUACCGCAACACGCUGCCGGCCACUUUCCUCGAGGUCGGCGGGAUGCACUGCCAGGCGCCGAAGGACAUCCCCAAGCAUAAUCACUUGCCUUCCCAUUGUCAACGCAUUCCCAAUGCAAUCACCAACGCAAAUGCAAAUGGCACCCGUUGUCAACGCAUUCAGAAGGGAUUCUGCAAUGCCACUGAAAACGGCCUCUCCCAAAUUUUCUAA
Molecule: messenger RNA, 1114 nt
Organism: Notodromas monacha
Lineage: Eukaryota; Metazoa; Arthropoda; Ostracoda; Podocopida; Cyprididae
Source: the annotation of a GenBank genome assembly